CCCGCCCCGGCUCCGCCUCCGCCCGCCAUGGUGAGCGCGCCCUGAGGGGAGCCGCCGCCAUCGUCCGCCGCGGCCCCGCUCGCGCCGGGGGAACCGCCGCAAGGCUCCGGCGGCUUCUCUCCGUCGGGGAGCUGGUUCGACUCGCCCAUGAGCUCCCCCCGCAGCGCCUCGGCUGGGGAAGCGCGUUUGUAUACAUAUAUAUUUAUAUUUUUAUAUGUGUAUAAUAUCACCAGCCGCUAAAGGGCAGGCGGGGUCUGCGCGGCACGUGCAGCGCGGCGCGGUCGCCCCGGGGCCGGUGCCGGUCCGGUCCGGUGCCGCCGCGGCGCCUCCCGCUGCUGAGGGAGGCAGAACCGCCCGGGCUGCGCGGCGGGAGCCUCCGUUCCCAGCACGGGAAUGCGGCAGGGGAGCCGGACCCGCCUCGGCGUGGAGAGGAACGGCUCUUCGGUCUGCCUCGAAAGGGACACCCUGGAGUAAAGGCUCGACCAACUCUGCUAUCCGGUGCUCCCGUCAUAGUUACAUGCUCACCCAUAAGCUGCAUUAGAGAAUGGCCACGAUGCCAAAGCAGGUAAAUGGCCAAAAAGAUGACUCUGUCAUCCACAGUGACCUCAGUGACUCUUUUGAAGAAGAAGUAAGAGCUUUUCUCAGUGAUAAAGAAAAACUACAUCUUUUUGAUGACCUAACAAAAGUUAAUCCGGUGACAACUACAACAGUUCUGAAAUGUCUUCAAGCAAGAUAUGCAGUAAACUUGUUUUAUACAAAUGCUGGCUGUAGCCUUGUGGCUUUAAAUCCAUUUCAGUCUGUCUCUUGCCUCUAUUCGCCUGAGCUUAUGAGAGAGUAUCACGUUGCACUUCGCCCUCAGGAUUUAAAACCUCACAUAUUUGCAGUGGCUGAGCAAACCUACAGAAAUGUCCAAAGCCAGAUAGAGCCCAUAAACCAGUCUAUAAUUGUUAGUGGAGAAAGUGGUGCUGGGAAGACCUGGACAUCUCGCUGCCUUAUGAAAUUUUAUGCUACUGUUGCUGCUUCAGUUACUUCCCCAAAAGGCAAUGAAACUGUGGAAAGGAUAGAGAAGAGAGUUUUGGAUUCCAACCCUGUCAUGGAAGCAUUUGGAAAUGCAUGUACCCUGCGGAAUAACAACAGUAGUCGUUUUGGAAAAUAUAUCCAGCUUCAAUUAGACAGAUUCCACCAUCUGAGUAGUGCUUCCAUUCAGACAUUCCUUUUGGAGAAGACCAGAGUUGCCUAUCAGGCCCCCAGUGAAAGAAACUUUCAUAUUUUUUAUCAGAUCACAAAAGGUGCCACUGCAGAAGAGAGGUUGGAAUGGAACCUUCCUGAAGGGGCUGACUACCGCUGGCUGCCAAAUUCUGAAAAAAACUUAGAUGAGGACUGCUUCAAGGUGACCAGAGAGGCAAUGUUUCACUUGGGCAUUGAUCACUCCAUGCAGAACAAUAUUUUCAAGGUAUUGUCAGGCCUUCUCCAUCUUGGGAACAUUCAAUUCUCUAAUUCACUGGAUGAAUCUCAGCCUUGUGAACUAGAAGACAAAGCCAAAGAUUUUGUGAAGACCACUGGAGAUUUGCUGAAGAUACCCAUGGAGAAGCUGCUAGAAGCUUUAAGAAUUCGAACAAUAACUGCUGGAAAACAACAACAAGUCUUCAAGAAGCCAUGCUCCAGAGCUGAAUGUGAGACUAGGAGGGACUGCCUGGCCAAAGUGAUCUAUGCUAAAUUGUUUGAAUGGCUCGUUUUCGUCAUAAACGAAAGCAUCUACGCAGAUCCGUUGGUGUGGACCAACUUCAUAGGUUUGCUGGAUGUUUAUGGUUUUGAAUCGUUCCCUGAAAACAACUUGGAACAGCUUUGUAUUAAUUAUGCCAAUGAGAAACUGCAGCAGCACUUUGUAGCACACUAUCUGAAGGCGCAACAGGAAGAAUAUGCAGCUGAAGGUCUAGAAUGGUCUUUCAUAAACUACCAAGACAACCAGAACUGCCUUGAUUUGAUAGAGGGCAGUCCUCUCAGCAUUUUUUCUUUGCUGAAUGAGGAGUGUCGUCUGAAUAGAUCUUCUAACACUGACCUGUUUCAAACUCGGAUUGAGAAAGCCUUGUCUAAUAACCAAUGUUUAAGUCGAAACAAGUUUAGUAAGAAGCCUAAUUUUAUUAUUUCACAUUAUGCUGGCAAAGUCUGCUAUCAGCUGGCAGCAAUGGUGGAGAAAAAUAAGGACCCCAUUCCACCAGAGCUGGUCCAUGUUUUGCAGAAUUCUCAGGACCCUUUGCUUCAAAAAUUAUUUCCUGUGACAGAAAGGAACCAAAAUAACAUCAAAACCCAGAACAGGGCAGCUGUUGUUACAGUGGUGUCAAAGUUCAAGGGUUCACUUGAACAUCUCAUGCAGAUCUUGAACAGCACUACACCUCAUUAUAUCAGAUGUAUCAAGCCUAAUGCUGACUGCAAGGCAAUGACGUUUAAAAGAGAAGAGGUUCUCAGCCAGCUUCAGGCAUGUGGAAUAGUAGAAGCCAUCACCAUCAGUGCAGCUGGAUUCCCUAUUAGGGUCUCCUUCCAAAGUUUCAUUGAGCGCUAUGAAAUACUGAGAAAAUCAUGUGGAUCCACUAAAAACAGUGUGUGUGAUAAAAACAGCUAUCAUACUGCCAAGAGAAAAGGGGAGACUCCAGAACAGGAUGACAACAAACCAUUAUGUUCUGUCAUUUACAACAUCCUUCAGAAUGUGAUUAUGGGACAAACUACCACUGAGCGAACAGGGAACAGAUCAGGGAACUCUUCAGUGUACUGUGGCAAAACUAAAGUAUUUAUGACUAAUUCUGUGCUAGAGCAACUUGAAGCUAGAAGAGUACAUGUGUUAAAUGAGAAAGCAUUUUGCAUUCAGUGUUGCUGGAGAAGAUUUAAACAGAAGAAAUUAGCAAAGGAGAGAUGGUCUGCAACUGUCAUCCAAGCAGCUAUUCGUUCCUGGUUAGCCAAGAAUCGCUUCCGAAGGAUGCGCAAGGCUGCUAAUGUUAUAAAGCAUGGCUGGAGGAGAUGGAAAACAAAAAUGGCUGCGUUAGCAGCAGCAGAGUUGGAUGAUGAUGAAGAAAAAGCACCCUUUUUCCCUGGAGCUACGGUGACCUCAGCCAAUUCACCUUGCCCUUUGGAAACAACUUGGCCUCUCAGUGCAAUAAUUAAGUUCUGGCCUCUGGGCCUUGUCCUGUCUGCUGCACCUGUUACUGCGGGGGGACUGCGGAGAGACCUCUCUCUGCUGGCAAGCUUGAAAGUACUUCAGAACGACAGCUACAAGGUGGAAAAUGGUUUCUUUGGUUGUGGCAUCACUUCCGUUAGAGCUCUCCCACAGGGCUCUGUCAAGUUUCACUGUAAGAAGUCUCCCCUGCAUUAUGCAAAUGUCAGUCCCCAUACGGAUGCCUAUUCUGUCACUGGAUUUAACCAAAUUUUAUUGGACAGAAAAAAACUCCUUCCAGCGUAAGUUUUGGCCAUCUUCAUGUACUGUACUUUUCAGGGAAGGACUGCCUGUAAGCUGCUGCUUUCAAAUACUUCAGUCAACGUCCAUAUCUGCUGCUACCUCAGAGCUUUCUAGAGUCAUGCAUUCUAUGUAUCAUAUAAUAUACUUCAAAUUUAGAACAAGCUGGUGGGGGGCAUUCCUCCUCUGACACAUAUGCACAUAUUAGAGGAUAUGUCAGUACUAUGAGAACACUUGACAUAAUUAAAAUAGAUCAAGUACUUUAAACAAUGUAUACUUGAACAGAACACUUUAGCACUACAUGGGAGAAGCAAGAGGCUGGUAAUGAGAUAGCAAAAAAUGCAAACACUUUUGUUCUCUGCUGGAUUCUCAUCAGGAGAUACAAACAACUAUUCUGAUUGACCACACUAGUGUUCAGUAUUAUCCUAACACUUCUGACAGUGACUGAGAAAGUGAGUAGCAGUCAAAUAUAACACUGAGGGCAGAUGUCUCAGGGAAAAGUGAGAUUGUACUCUUGUUUUUUGUCUAUGGGACCAAAAUCUAUGUAAUCUCACAACUGCCAUGAUUUUUGAGCACUACCUAGUCACUAACAUCAAUUCUGCCAAGGCACUAAGGUUCUCGGUUCUCAUCAGAGGAGCUUUAUACAGUCUCUUUUUGUUGCUCGCGUGGAUCUUGAAAACAUUUAGGUCACCUGUGUACGCCACUUUUAAAUAAACUGUUAAAUAUCUUGCAAAUUAACAAGAA
This is a messenger RNA of Dromaius novaehollandiae (emu), 4189 nucleotides long. It is a transcript of the gene MYO19, whose product is annotated as myosin XIX. Gene Ontology annotation, molecular function: microfilament motor activity; ATP binding; actin filament binding. Gene Ontology annotation, cellular component: vesicle; actin cytoskeleton; myosin complex. Gene Ontology annotation, biological process: actin filament organization; vesicle transport along actin filament. The record is from RefSeq and is a predicted model, not a curated record. The transcript has 25 exons. The coding region runs from base 545 to 3451 and encodes 968 amino acids. Lineage: Eukaryota; Metazoa; Chordata; Aves; Casuariiformes; Dromaiidae.